Messenger RNA from Emiliania huxleyi CCMP1516, 498 nucleotides. RefSeq lists its product as hypothetical. The record is from RefSeq and is a predicted model, not a curated record. Bases 1 to 498 code for a protein of 165 amino acids. NCBI's taxonomy places the organism in Eukaryota, Haptophyta, Isochrysidales, Noelaerhabdaceae. The transcript has a single exon.
AUGCUGUCGCGCUCCUCCUCGCAUGGCACUUUCGAUCUCGAAGAGAACACGCUGGACCGCAGCACCGCCGCUUUCGAGACAGCUAACUUUGAGGCGUAUGAGAACCGGUGCAUUCCGUCGUGCGUGCGCGUGCGCUGCUGCGGGUGCUUCUGCCUCUCAUGGGCGCGGCGGUGGGAGACAGGCCUCCUCCCGAAGGGUCUGCGAACGGCAGAUAUCGCCGCGCUCGAGCGUCGUCAGAAAGCACUAGAGUGGAGCAACAUGCUCGCGAUGAUGGACUCGGGAUCGUCGCUGCCCUCGUCUGUUAAGUCCGUGCCCGACUCGGCGCCGUCCAUUCACUCGGCUGACUUUGAUCUGCUCGCCGAGCCGGUCGACGCGGGCGCAAACCCACGCGGCGGACGAGGCGGCAGCAGUUGCAGCAGGCACCCGUCCUUCUCCUCAAAGGCGGCGCGGGGGCGAGAGAGCGGGGUCGUCGCCCCGUUGGUCAUGGGCGCUGGGUGA